AUGCUUAUAUGUGCAUCAUUCCAUGGUCCAUGGCUGUCCUCCUGUGUGCCUGUCAGCUCACUCAAGACCGAGGCUGCCCAUCCCUCCAUCUGGGGGCUCUUUUCUUCCCCCAUCCAUGACCAGGGCCCUGCGAUCUCACCUGUCUAUGCCCAGCUCUUGCUUGAUAUCUCAGUUCUGGAACAGAGAUGUGCCAGCCACUACCUGGGAAGGCUCUAGCCCCCCAAAUAUUUAGUUAGCAGCCAUUCAGUUAAGUGGAAUUGA
Odocoileus virginianus texanus is the source of this 261-nucleotide messenger RNA. The record is from RefSeq and is a predicted model, not a curated record. Lineage: Eukaryota; Metazoa; Chordata; Mammalia; Artiodactyla; Cervidae.